CCAGUUUGUGUUAUGUGCCCCAGUCUAGCCCUAAGAUAGUGUUGAAGCCAGAUAAGGAGCCCACUAUUUCAGUGUUAUUAAAUGGUAAGUUGCUGACGGCGUUGGUAGAUACAGGAUGUACACGUACGUUAGUACAGUCACAAUAUAUAGCUAGAGAGUCAUGGACUGAGGAAACCGUAACGGUUUGUUGUGUACAUGGAGAUAAGUCAGAAUUACCUACUGCUGAGGUGUAUUUGGAGGUUAACAAGCAGUCAUUUUUGAUGAAUGUAGGUGUUACCACAAACCUGCCCUAUCCCGUGUUGCUAGGAACUGAUAUGCCCAUAUUAGCAGACUUAGUGCAGGAGACAGCUUGGUGUGGGAUAGUUACUAGAGCGCAGGCGAAAAAGCAUACCCGGAUAGCACAAACUGAAGAUUCGAUAGAUGGCACUCUGCAGGAUAUGCCAUUUUUUCUGGAAGAAAGUCUAGCUGAAGAAGGGUUGUCUGAGGAAGAUAGAUUGGACAAACGCAGGAAAAAAGUGGCAGAUUUGAUGGAUAGCUCACAACAGACAAAGUUUGAGUGGGAAGAACCAGAGAUUGCUGAGUCAGAGUUUGUCAUACCCAGUGAAUUAGGACAGCUUCAGAAAGAGGAUGCUACUUUGUCUGAAUGUUUUAGGAAAGUUAGCAAAGAUGCAACUGUGAGUUCAUUGUAUGGUGAGACAUUUAUGGUGGAACAAGGUCUUCUUUACAGACAGAGUGAAAAGGAAGGUUUGCAGUUAGUGGUACCCAAAUCUCAGCGCAGAAAGGUGUUAGAGCUCAGCCAUUCAAUUCCUUGGUCAGGUCAUAUGGGAUUCAGGAAGACAUUGAGGAGAGUUUCUAAACGUUUUUAUUGGCCCGGUAUGUAUACUGAGGUGAAAGAAUACUGCAAAACCUGUCCUGAGUGUCAGUUAGCAGUUGGUAGGGCACCUGCAAAGGCACCUCUUGUUCCGAUACCUGCAGUAGAUACACCUUUUGAGAGGAUAGGGGUGGACAUUGUUGGACCGGUGGAGAGAAGUCAGAAAGGGAACCGUUUUAUCUUGGUGGUUUGUGAUUAUGCAACCAGAUACCCCGAGGCCUACCCUUUAAGAGACGUUACUGCAAAACAGAUUGCAGCUGCACUGUUAAACUUCUUCUCACAUGUAGGCAUUCCUAAAGUAGUUUUGACUGACCAAGGCCCCAAUUUCAUGAGUCGUACCCUAAAACAAGUCUAUCAGUUACUGGGCAUUAAGAGAGUUCGGACUACUCCAUAUCACCCCCAGACUGAUGGUCUGGUAGAAAGAUUUAAUCAGACCUUAAAAGGAAUGUUGAAGAAGUUUGUGUCUGAGAAUGGAAAAGACUGGGACAAAUGGCUGCCUUACCUUUUGUUUGCUUACCGUGAAGUUCCUCAAGCAUCCACCGGGUUUUCUCCUUUUGAAUUACUGUUUGCUCACCAGAUUCGGGGUCCACUGGACGUUUUGAGAGACAGUUGGGAAGCCAAUGACAAGCCCACCAAGCAGAACAUUCUUUCGUACAUCCUCAAAAUGAGAGAGAAGUUGCAACUGGCAUCCACCCAGGCACGGGAGAGUGUGCAGGAGUCACAAGUGAAACAGAAGAUAUGGUAUGACCAGAAGGCCAGGUCCCGAACUUUCCAAGCAGGAGAGCAAGUGUUGUUGUUACUUCCAACGUCAGAGAACCGACUGUUGGCCAAAUGGCAAGGCCCAUAUCAAGUGAGGAAGAAAGUUGGUCCAGUAACGUAUGAAAUAGAAAUGCCAUCCAGAAAUAAACCUUUGCAGACUUUUCACGUUAAUAUGUUGAAAAAGUGGCACAGUCCGCCUGCACAGCCAGAACCAGUAAGAGCAGAGGUGAAGGACCUCUUGGUAAGGGCAGUACAGGAAGAGGACGAAGUAGAGGAGCAGUUCUUGCCUGUUGGUGGAAGUGAGUACCCUUUAAAUCUUCAGCAUUUGACAGUGGAACAAAGAAGUCAGUUGCAAAAUUGUAUACCUGAGCAGCUGUUCCAGGACACACCUGGGAAGACAGAUCUGGUACAACAUCACAUUUAUUUGAAGGAUGUGAAACCGAUUCGACAACCAGUGUACAGAGUUCCAGAAAGGCUGGUGCCUAUCAUGAAGCAAGAGUUGGAAGUUAUGCAGAAACUAGAGGUCAUAGAACCAUCAGUAAGCGAGUGGAACAACCCCAUUGUGCUGGUGCCAAAAAAAGAUGGGUCCCUAAGGUUCUGUUUGGACUUUAGAAAACUCAAUUCGGUGAGCAAAUUUGAUCCUUACCCUAUGCCCAGAGUCAAUGAUUUAAUUGAAAAGCUUGGCAGUGCACAAUACCUCACAACUCUUGAUCUGUGCAAAGGUUAUUGGCAAGUGCCCUUAAGUCCAGACAGUAAAGAGUUUACAGCGUUCAAGACUCCAUUUGGGCACUAUCAAUUCCGCGUGCUUCCUUUCGGACUACAUGGGGCUCCUGCGACUUUUCAGAGGAUGAUCGAUCAGAUCCUUACUGGAACUGAGAAAUACGCAGCGGCAUAUUUGGAUGACAUCAUUAUCUUCAGUAGGACAUGGCAGGGUCAUCUGAUACAUCUCAAGGAGGUGUUAACUCGAAUAAAAAAUGCUGGUCUUACUAUUCGCUCAGACAAGUGCACAAUAGCUAAGGCAGAGACCUGUUAUCUUGGUCAUGUGCUGGGGCAUGGAGUCAUACGCCCUCAGGUUGGGAAGGUGGAGGCCAUUAAACAGGCUGAGCGGCCUGUAACCAAGAAGCAAGUAAGGUCGUUCCUUGGCCUGGUGGGGUGGUAUAGACGCUUUAUCCCGAACUUUUCUGAAAAAGCCUUAGCCCUUACUGAGCUCACAAGGAAGAACAAACCCAACAAGCCUAAUUGGACUGCAGACUGUGAGCGUGCUUUUAUGUACUUGAAAGAUGCUUUAUGUGAAGAGUCAGUGUUGCAGAGUCCGGAGUUUGACCAAGUUUUUACAGUGCAGACUGAUGCUUCACAAUUUGGCCUUGGGGCUGUACUUUUGCAGGGAGAGCAAGGACACUUAAGACCCAUUGCUUUUAUCAGCAGGAAACUCCUUCCACGAGAGACACGGUAUUCAACCGUAGAGAAGGAAUGCCUGGCGGUCAAAUGGGCCUUGGACUCUUUCAGGUACUACCUAAUGGGUAGGAGGUUUAAAUUAGAAACUGAUCAUCGGGCACUGGUUUGGCUGGGCCGAAUGAAAGACACGAAUGCUCGUAUAACACGGUGGUUCCUGGCUCUGCAGCCAUUCGACUUUGAGGUUGUCUAUCGGACUGGCUCGGAAAACUGCACCGCAGAUUUCCUCUCCAGGACACCACGAGUGGUGUCUGGGGAAGGGGGAGGAAAUGUCACAGGGUAAGCCUGCGACUGUGCAUGGACACACACACAUACACAUGCACGUUACGCGCAUACACCGGCGUCAUGUAUUACAGUCUGUUAGCCGACAUAUAUUUAUGUAUGCAUUGACCUGUGUGACAUUUGAUAUCAUUGUGUUGUAAACUUGUAUGAUGGUCUGUGUGUAGUUUUAUCUGAGUAAUGACCACUAGUAAUCGUAUACGAGUGAAUAGAAGUGUUUUUCUCAUGCGGGAAUGAAUCACCACCACGAGUAUUUGAUUAACAUAUUUUAUUGAUUAAAGUGGAAGAGAUAUAGAAGAUGCUUACCAUGUUGUGAUGAGUCGUUGGCCAAAUCUGUUCGGUUGAACAUCCGGUCUAUUUAUAGGUCUUGUGUCCGCGCCAGCUAGUGGCGCGUUCAUGUGAGUGACGUCACCGGAGAGUUUAUUCUCAUAGUUUUUAAGUUAUGGGUUUUCUUUGAAUAUA
This is a messenger RNA of Pimephales promelas (fathead minnow), 3823 nucleotides long. NCBI's taxonomy places the organism in Eukaryota, Metazoa, Chordata, Actinopteri, Cypriniformes, Leuciscidae. The record is from RefSeq and is a predicted model, not a curated record.